CCUGCAGGACAUGACUACAAAUCCCGUGACCCCCCGCGAAGACAGGAGGAGAGAGGUACUUCCUCUCGGCAAAGAUGGCGGCUCCCUUAGCGCUGGGCUUGAUUGUGGCUGUCACAAUCAGGGCUGCAUUGUUCAGGUCGAGUUUUGCUGACCUGAUAGCGGAGAGAGUGGAAGUGGUGUCCCCUUUAAACGCAUGGAAACGAGUAGUGGAGGGCCUGGCGCUGCUGGACCUGGGAGUGUCUCCCUACUCCGGGGACGUGUUCCACGAAACACCUCUCGUGAUUUACUUCUUUCAUUUCGUUAUUGAUUAUUCCGAGUUCGUCUUCAUGAUAGCAGAUGGGAUCACUGCGGUAGCACUGUAUUUGGCUGUGCGGGACUACAAUAAGAUCAUGUUCAGGAAACAGAAAUAUGCCUUGGAGGCUGACCGUUAUCCCCAUGAUGUUGUGGAGCUGUUCAGAACACCGAAAGAGAUGUACUAUAUCCCUCUCAAAGUGGCUUUAUUUUAUUUGCUGAAUCCCUUCACCGUCCUGUCCUGUGUGGCCAAGUCGACCUGCGGGCUCAACAAUGCUGUCAUUGCUCUCUUCAUCCUGUGUACGAUAAAAGGAAGUGCCUUCCUCAGUGCCAUAUUUCUGGCAUUGGCAACAUACCAGUCCAUCUACCCUUUAACGCUGUUCGCCCCAGCGCUGCUCUUCCUCGUGCAGAGGCUGUAUAUCCCCGUGAGUCUGCGCAGCCCCAGUUUCUGGAUCCUCGCAGUCCAGUAUGGCGUGAUGUUCCUGGGCAGCCUGGCCAUCAUCGUUUGUCUCUCCUUUUUCCUGCUCAGCUCAUGGGACUUCAUUCCCUCCGUGUACGGCUUCAUCCUGACGGUGCCUGACCUGACCCCCAACAUCGGCCUGUUCUGGUACUUCUUCGCCGAGAUGUUCGAGCACUUCAGGCUCUUCUUCCUCUGCGUCUUCCAGAUCAACGUCUUUUUCUACAUCAUCCCCCUCUCCAUCAAGCUCAAGGAGCACCCUGUCUUCCUGAUGUUCAUGCAGAUCGCCAUCAUCUCCAUCUUCAAGUCCUACCCGACGGUGGGGGACAUCGCCCUCUACAUGGCCUUCCUGCCUGCCUGGAGCCACCUGUACAGAUUCCUGCGGAACAUCUUCCUGGUGUCCUGCAUGCUGCUGAUCUGCUCCAUGCUGUUCCCAGUGCUGUGGCACCUCUGGAUCUUCGCGGGCAGCGCCAACUCCAACUUCUACUACGCCAUCACUCUGGUCUUCAACGUCGGUCAGAUCCUCCUGGUGUCAGACUAUUUCUACGCGUACCUGCGACGGGAGCAUCACCUCACGCACGGACUGUACUUGAAGAAGAAGGAUGGGUCGGAGGCCACGCUGGUGCUGAAAUAGGCACGGGGACGCCUCAGGGGGAACGCACAGGGGGACACAUUACCUUCUUCUUCAAACAGAUUUUUUUUAAAUGCAUGCUCUCGCAGACCACGGCCUCCCUUGGCCGGUGUCGUCCCUGCUGCCCGGGAGGGGGGCGACGCCCUCGGAGAUACUGGCUGCUGCCGUCGGAUUCUCUGCCGCGGAGGCUCCCGACGGAGGGCCGCCUGCUGUCGGUGUGCUGACGCUCGCCGGCUGUUCCUGCUCCCCCUCCUCUUUUCCUGAGCCCCCUGUUCGCGCAGGCCGGUCUGUGAGACCUCAGGCCACACCCCCCUCCAGCAGGGGGCGACAGACCAGGAAACGGCUGAGCCAACCGGCCUCUUCGUUUUCAGUGUUUAUCUUUUUUUUUCGGCCUUCCUCCCUCUAACCAGCUGUCAGCAGCCACCGAUUCGUUUCCUUCCGAGUCCAGAACGCUGUUUUAUCAUCUAGGUUGGAUCCCAAGCUAAACAUUUCAGGCGUGAUAACUGUGCACUACGUAUAUACGGAUAGACUGCGUAUAUUGCUCUCCUGUCGAAAAAAAGAAAGAAUAUUCCAUUUACUUGCUGGUG
Lepisosteus oculatus (spotted gar) is the source of this 1966-nucleotide messenger RNA. It is a transcript of the gene pigu, whose product is annotated as phosphatidylinositol glycan anchor biosynthesis, class U. The record is from RefSeq and is a predicted model, not a curated record. Gene Ontology annotation, cellular component: membrane; GPI-anchor transamidase complex. Lineage: Eukaryota; Metazoa; Chordata; Actinopteri; Semionotiformes; Lepisosteidae. Gene Ontology annotation, biological process: attachment of GPI anchor to protein.